GUUUUAUGCAGUCACAAACAGAACCAGGCAUUGCUACUUAAAAAUUCCGUGGCAGGAGAUAAUGGAGGACGCUGCGAAUUUUCCCAACUCCGGCAAUUUAUCUCGUAAAGUAGUCGCCGUAGCCGCCGGCGAAGCACAUACUCUGGCUCUAACCGGGGAACUUUUAUGUUUCUGAUUGUAGGCGAUGGGUGUGUAUAUUCUUGGGGAAGAGGAAUAUUGGGGCGGCUUGGGCGAGGCUCAGAAGAGGACGAACUUUUCCCUGUGCAGGUCAAGUUUGAGAACCCCAAUACAUCAGGAGACACUAAUAAAAUUGUCGGAAUUGCUGCCGGGGCCUAUCAUAGUCUUGCUCUCGCAGAUGAUGGAUCAGUCUGGUGCUGGGGUUACAAUAUCUGUAUCCUUAACAUGGUUGUAGUGCCUUGUGAAACAGUGAAGGUCCGAUUCAAAAAAUUACUAGUUUCUACUUCCAUUGUUCUGUAUGUUUGUUGGUUUGUAUUAUUCAACUAUUUCCUUGACUAUUGUAUGGAUGGUCAACUUGGUAUUAAUGAAGAGGACUCCCCUGCCUCUAGUGGAGAUAAGUCUCUAGUGCCCUGCCUAUUGAACAAGUUUCUUGAGUUGCAACCUCCCAACUCUUCAACAGACACGCCAGAAGAAGAAAGUAAGGCAUCCCUAAAGAUAUGUUCUGUCAAAGCAGGAGGAAUGAUGUCUCUGGCUAUUGAUAACCUUGGGGCCCUAUGGAUGUGGGGAAACUGUCCACAGAAAAGCAAAGAAGGAGGUUUCUCUCUUGUGAGCAGUUUCAUUCCCACACCAGUAUGGGAUUUUCACGGUCAUACUGUUGUCAAGGUUGCGUGUGGAAAUGAGCAUGUUGUGGCACUGGUUACUGCAGGAGAGUCAUAUGUAGGUGAUGACCUCGUGUGCUACUCUUGGGGUAAUAACAACCAUGGUCAAUUAGGCUUGGGGGAUAGGGAGAGCAGAUCAAAUCCAGAAGUCAUAAAAGCAUUUGACCAGGAGUCCCCAUGGGCAAUUUAUGAGGUAGCUUGUGGUGCCUUUCACACUGCUUUGCUCACUCGCAAAAAGAGUCCCAAUGACACAUCAGCAAGCAUGUGCUGGACGUUUGGCCUUGGGGAUAAUGGGCAACUUGGGCAUGGAACCACACAAAGCGAAUUGCUUCCUAGGCCUGUUAAAGAAUUGCCACAAAAUGCACAUCUAAUUUCAGUUGACUGUGGCUUGUUUCAUACUAGUGUUGUUUCAUCAGCCGGAGAUGUCUGGUCAUGGGGAAUGGAGAAGGGCCUUGGUCUGUGCCCCGAUGCUAGUUUUACUGGAACUGAUUCCGGGGACGCGCUCUCUCCCCUUGUUAUCUCGUGCACGCCAUAUCAGCCUAGGUUUCCAGAGCCAGUCCAAGUUGCUUGUGGAGCUGCGCAUACUGUUAUUGUUGCACAGGAGGGAUAUAAGAUUUGGUCUUGGGGGAGGGGAAGGAGUGGGGUUCUGGGAAAUGGCAAGGCAGUGGAUUUUUACACUCCCACACUGGUGUUAUGGCCUCCGCUGAUAGAGGAUUUCAGGCAAGAGGAGCUGAAGAGUACUGGAGAGCAAGAAAAGAUGACAGAAAAAGAGACUGAAGCAGUGACUGAAAUAGAUGAGAAAUUAGCCUCAGCAUUGAAUGAACUGAAGCUGCUUCAGACGAGGCUUUCUGUGAUGGAAAGAUAUGCCAGUAUACUUCAUGGUUCAAUAUUUGGAAAACCUUUCGAUGAGCAAGAUAUCCCGUUGUCGUUAAGGAACUCAGGUGCCUUUGACAUUGCUAAGGAAUGGGAGAACAUGUUAGAGGAAGCAGAUCAUGGCAAGCUAACUAGGUUGGAAAUGUUCUACAGAAACAUGCUUGCUGGUGUGAAAGAUAAACUAACGAAGAGAAGGAUCAGGGAGAUUAUAAAGGAAUGCCUCCACUCUUCAGAUUUUGCAAAAUGAAUAGAACACUGAACACGUUGUAAACAAGAGAUCGCACAUUACAACGUAAUGAACAUCAUGCACCCAUAUGUUUCUCAUGCUUUUUCAGAAUAUACUCUGGAAGAACAGGCCUUAAGCUUCGAUGCCUUCCAAUUUUAA
Messenger RNA from Prosopis cineraria, 2094 nucleotides. RefSeq names its product ultraviolet-B receptor UVR8. The transcript is spliced from 4 exons. Bases 166 to 1956 code for a protein of 596 amino acids. The record is from RefSeq and is a predicted model, not a curated record. Lineage: Eukaryota; Viridiplantae; Streptophyta; Magnoliopsida; Fabales; Fabaceae.